AUGAGAGAGUACUACGCUCACCAGAUCCAAACAAGGCCAUCUGAGGGUAUGACUAUCAUCAAGUCCGGAAAGCUACUGCACCAGUAUAUUGUCGAUACUUACACUGCAACAGAGCAGGAGAGGCUACGAUUUCUCAGACUUAACCAAAAACAACUCCGGGCUGAGUUAUAUACAAACGUCUGCGACGCCUUAGACAAUGGAGAUACGGAUGCUGCCCACCUAGGGAAAAAAGUCAUAUUGCCUUCUUCAUUCACUGCAGGACCAUGCUACAUGUCUGAGAAAUAUCAAGAUGCCAUGGCUAUCUGUCGUUUUUAUGGUAACCCCCACCUUUUCAUCACAUUCACAGCUAACCCAAAUUGGGUUGAACUGAAAGAACACCUAGACGCCUAUGGAGGCGAUUCACCCAACAACAGACCAGACCUUGAGUGCAGAGUUUUUAAGCUCAAGUUAAACGAGAUGCUGUCUGACUUUAAGAAAGGGGUUUUUUUCCCAAAAACGGUUGCAGCCUAUACAGUUGUCUACACAAUUGAGUUCCAGAAACGGGGACUCCCACACGCCCAUAUUCUUCUAUGGUUCGAAGGUUUUAAAGGAGAAGCCACUGCUGCAGUUAUUGAUCAGUACAUAACAGCUGAACUACCUGACAGAGACACAGACAGAGAGGGUUUCGAGUUGGUUGAGAGGCACAUGAUUCACGGGCCAUGUGGGAACAAACACCCUCAAUCACCCUGCAUGGAGAAAGGAGAGUGCUCAAAGAAGUACCCGAAAAACUACUCAAACACCACAAAGAUUGACAAGUAUGGCUUUGUUGUUUACAAAAGACGAGCUCAUAGUAGCUCAUACGUUCUGAAAGGAAGAGUAGAGCUAGACAAUCAAUACGUCGUGCCACAUAACCUCCCCCUCCUUAAAAAAUAUCAAGCACACAUCAAUGUAGAGUGGUGCUGCAAGACCAGCGCUAUCAAAUAUCUCUUCAAAUACAUAACUAAGGGUGUAGACCGAGCACUACUACUGCUUCAGGAGAAGGGGAAGAGCAGAGAAGAAAUCGAGAAAAAGAAACAGCAUCUUGAGCUUGAUGAGAUAGAUCGAUUUCAGGAGUGCCGGUAUAUUUCAGCAUGUGAAGCCUCAUGGCACCUGUUUUCUUUCCACAUCCACCACAACGAGCCUUCAGUUAUGAAACUCACACUUCACCUUCCAGGAAAGCACAGAGUUGUCAUUGAUCCAACUAAGAGAUUAGAAGAAGUUCUCUCAAGGGAUGAUAUCGAGAAAACAAUGCUCACUGCGUAUUUUGAGGCAAACAAGAAAUAUGAAGAGGCCAGAGAGCUUACAUACGUUCAGUUUCCAUCUCGGUUUGUGUACCACAGUGACAUAAAAGAAUGGACACCAAGAAAGAAGGGCACAGCAAUAGGACGAGUCACCUAUGUUCAUCCAGCUGCAGGCGGCUUAUACUACCUUAGAAUCAUCGUCAACGUCGUUAAAGGGGCCUUUGGUUUUGAGCACCUCGCCACUGUAGGAGGUACAACGUUUGAGGAGUAUCGGGAUGCAUGCUAUGCGCUAGGUUUAUUGGACGACGAUAAGGAAUGGCAUGAUGCUAUAGUUGAACCAUCCUAUUGGGCAACAUGUCGUCAGCUAAGGAGGUUAUUCAUCACUAUCUUGAUCUACUGUGAAGUUGGAAACCCCCGGAAUCUUUGGGAUCAUGUGUGGAACAUAUUGGCUGAAGAUAUCUUAUAUAUGAAACAGAAAGAAUUCAACUUCCCGGGCUUGAUUCUACAGGAUGAGGAGCUCAAACAGUAUACACUAAUGGAGACUGAAAGACUCCUAAAAUAG
Messenger RNA from Brassica napus (rape), 1821 nucleotides. RefSeq lists its product as uncharacterized. The transcript is spliced from 2 exons. The record is from RefSeq and is a predicted model, not a curated record. Lineage: Eukaryota; Viridiplantae; Streptophyta; Magnoliopsida; Brassicales; Brassicaceae. The coding region runs from base 1 to 1821 and encodes 606 amino acids.